Molecule: messenger RNA, 1440 nt
Organism: Paraphaeosphaeria sporulosa
Lineage: Eukaryota; Fungi; Ascomycota; Dothideomycetes; Pleosporales; Didymosphaeriaceae
Product: Extradiol aromatic ring-opening dioxygenase
Exons: 2
Coding region: 128-973 (281 amino acids)
Molecular function (GO): oxidoreductase activity, acting on single donors with incorporation of molecular oxygen; ferrous iron binding; zinc ion binding
Source: RefSeq, a predicted model, not a curated record
CUCUCUGCUUACAUUCGCAAACCUAUCCUCCGCAGCAUACGCCUUGAACUUCUCGCUCAACCCGCUUCGCGGUGUCCAGCAGUUCCCGCUCUCAUUGUACUCCAACACAGAAAAGAUAGCAGGAAACAUGACGCGCCGCGCCCCUGUAAUCUCAAUCUCGCACGGCGGCGGCCCGAUGCCGCUGCUCGGCGACCCCAGCCAAGCCGCCCUCACGCACAGCAUGAAGACGAAAGUACCCAAGAUACUGAAGCUGGGGACUGCCGAUGCGCCGCGCGCAAUUAUCCUGGUUACCGCUCACUGGAGCGAGGACGUUGUCGGGAUUAGCAGCGCAGAGAAACACGAGCUGUACUAUGACUACUAUGGAUUUCCAGACGAGGCGUACAAGUUGAAAUACGAUGCGCCUGGGAGUCCCGAGGUCGCGGAGCUCGUCCGCAGGCAAUUGGAGGAAGCGGGCAUCAAGUCGAAGAAUGAUGGGAAGAGAGGCUGGGACCACGGCGUCUUCGUCCCCAUGACACUCAUUCACCCCUCCGCCUCCGUCCCCAUAAUCCAACUCUCAGUCCUUGCCUCCGAAGACCCCUCCAUGCACUACGCUAUCGGGCGCGCGCUGGCCCCGCUCCGCGACAAGAACAUCGCAAUCAUCGGUUCCGGCUUCGCAAGCAUGCACAAUCUCCGCGCCAUGUUCUCAGGACAGGCACGCACACCCUCGUAUAAAGCGCUCAACGAGGCUUGGAGCAAGACUGUGGCAGAUGCUGUGGAGACUACGGAUGUGGAAGCUCAGAAGGAGAAGUUUGCAGGGUGGAGAAGUUGGCCGGGAGCAUAUGAUAUGCAUCCUCGCGGCGGCGCGGAGCAUUUUUUGCCGCUGGUGGUUUGUGCGGGCGCGGGCGCGGGAGAAAAGUCAAAGGCGUAUGGGGAUGAGAUGGUGGGGUUGCAGAUGUGGAGUUAUUACUGGGAUGGGGAGGAGGCGCAGCUGUAGAGUAUCUCUAAGCAGAAUUGAACGAGCGUUGUUCGCAACACCAAGAGGGAUUCUUCUGCUUUUGUGCAUGGAUCCGCCGCGCGAGGGCGAAGUCUGGGUCGCUAGACACGCUUCUGCUAAUACCUGCUUGUGGUGGACUGCUCAGAUACACAGCUCCACCUCGUUUCGACGGCAAUACCUCCUUCCAUGUGACAAGAUGCGAGGCCUGAAGAUCGGCAGAGGAGCUUGAGAUGUGGCUCAAGUCUCUCAGACGUACGUGGAGGCGAGGCGAAAGUUUGUGCUCGGCUCCUCCCUCGAUUGUGGGUGGCCACCGCUGCUUACUGUGUGGCAGGAAUGAGCCGCUUCGUCUUCCAUCAAUAGACUGUCAAAUAUCAUCAAGAUAUCGCAUAGCCAUUGAAUCGCUAAAGUGUGGUGAAGUGGAUCUCUAGACUGAUAUGCGGGACUUCGACCCGGUGGUCCUGAACGCU